AUGCUGCACGGCGAAAGUGACCCCGUGGGAUAUAGCAGGCCCUUCAGCCUCGGAAUUUCCGAAUGGCUUGUUUUCGGCACCCUUGCCAUCAUCACUCUGGUGGUUGCUUGGGAUGGAACUUCCUUAUCCGUCGCUCUCCCAUCCAUCGCAGAGCAGCUUCAUGCAACCGCCACGGAGGCCUUCUGGAGUGGAACAUCCUUCCUGCUCUGCUCCACUGUAUUCCAACCCAGCUUUGCGUCCCUAUCGAAUAUCUAUGGCCGGAAGCCAUUGAUAUUUAUUUCGCUCUCCUUCUUUGUUGUUGGCACGGGCGUUGCUGGUGCCGCAAAGAAUGUCACUUACAUGUUAGUGGGUCGCUCCCUACAAGGUGUUGGCGGCGGUGGUCUCGUUGCGUUGACGGAAAUCGUCGUGGCAGAUCUGGUGCCGUUGCGUCUUCGUGGCCAAUACAUGGGUAUCAUCAACGCCGUAUGGAGCGUCGGGUCGGUGACCGGUCCAGUACUCGGGGGAGGGUUCGUGCAAAAGGUUUCUUGGAGAUGGAUUUUCUACAUCAACUUUCCAUUUGCUGGCAUUGCACUAAUCAUGCUUUUAUGCCUCCGCUUGCGCCAAACUACUGUUGCUGUGGCCAGCCUCAAGCGCAUUGACUAUAGUGGUACGUUUCUCUUUGUUGGCGGUACGGCUUCAUUCCUGAUAGGACUCUCCUGGGGCGGCACCAUGUACGCUUGGAGGUCAUGGAGGACUGUUGUCCCCAUGGUAGUGGGCGUGGUGGCCCUGGCACUCUUUGUGCUUUAUGAAAGGUUCUACGCCGUUGAACCUAUGAUCCCUCCCCGACUGUUCCAUAAUCGGACCGCGCUGGGCUAUAGCCCCGUUCUGUCCGGCGUGGCGCUAUUCCCAACGACCUUUACAGUUGCCCCAAGUGCAGUGGUUGUGGGGAUCUACAUCACUAAAUUUGGUCGAUAUCGAUGGGCAAUCCUUCUCGGGUGGGCAUUUUCAACCCUCGGCGCUGGACUCUGUUGUAUGAUCAAUGCGGACUCUGGUAUCCCUCGCUGGGUGUUCCCGACGGUGAUUCUAGGCGUGGGGAUGGGAAUUUGCCUCCCAUCUAUCCUGUACGCCAUCCAAGCUUCCUCGCACCCUAAGGAUGUUGCCAUCGCGGUCGCCAUGUAUACAUUCUUCCGCACAUUUGGGCAGGCGUUGGGCGUUGCCAUUGGCGGCGUGAUCUUUCAGAACCGCAUGCGAAAGAACCUGCUAGAGUAUCCAGCCCUCGCGCCCUUCGCAGAUCAAUACAGUGCAGAUGCCGCGGCGCUCGUGCCGCUCAUCCAGUCCAUGCCCAACGAUGUGAACAAGGUCUAUCUGAAGCAAGCCUACGCGGACAGCUUGAAAAUUGUGUGGGCAACUUGCUGUGCACUGAUGGCUGCUGCUGGACUUUUAAGCGGAUUGACCCGACAGUAUGAUUUGAACCAAACCCAGGAGGAAAUUGAAUUCCAGCAUUAA
This is a messenger RNA of Aspergillus bombycis, 1485 nucleotides long. RefSeq lists its product as uncharacterized. The record is from RefSeq and is a predicted model, not a curated record. The transcript has 5 exons. Gene Ontology annotation, molecular function: transmembrane transporter activity. NCBI's taxonomy places the organism in Eukaryota, Fungi, Ascomycota, Eurotiomycetes, Eurotiales, Aspergillaceae. Gene Ontology annotation, biological process: transmembrane transport. Bases 1 to 1485 code for a protein of 494 amino acids.